Molecule: messenger RNA, 3881 nt
Organism: Ruditapes philippinarum (Manila clam)
Lineage: Eukaryota; Metazoa; Mollusca; Bivalvia; Venerida; Veneridae
Exons: 3
Coding region: 79-1380 (433 amino acids)
Biological process (GO): cilium assembly
Cellular component (GO): cilium
Source: RefSeq, a predicted model, not a curated record
GUUUUUCCCAUGAACUGAUAUUAAUUGACCAAUCAGAAACACCGAUGCAUAGUCAACUUGGCUCGAUAUCCAACAUGGAUGCGACCAGCGAGUGUCAAUAAAAUGGGAGCAAUAAACUUUGUUGCGAAAUGCAGUAUACUUUUGCUGUUGAUUUCAAAUGCAAGAAGUCAAGAAGAAACUGAUAAUAUACUGAAGACAGUUGAAACAAGCAACAAAGAAGAUUCAAAUGAUGAAGUUCUUAGCAUAACCCAAAGAAAUGAAGUCUUGGGCGAUGAAAAUCAACUCAAUAAAGACAUAGAAAAUGUGGAAAGUAGUGAAUUCUGUGAUAAAGAAAAAGAGGUUUGCAGUAAAGUUGUCUCAAUUCCAAGUCAAUCUUUAAAUAACCAAGAAUCUGCUUCUGAUGACAGUGUUAAACCAAAUAUUGAUAGGAGGAAAGAGACAGAUCCAAGACCAGAUGAAGAAUUAAGAACUAAACCGUCAGCUGAUAUUCAGAAUAAUGUUAACAGUGAAAAUGAAAAUUUAGACCUAAAAUCUGAAGAGACUUUUAACAAGGAUGAACAUGAUACAAAGAUAAGAAACACCCAGUCAGUUACCAUGGAUAAUGAAAAAGUUCUAGAUGAAUCCAGGGUAACAGGAGGGAAUAACGAACUAACAAAAAACACUUCAAAUUUUGAAUCCAAUUCCACAUUUUAUCAGUGGUUGAAAUUUAUUUUAGAUCCUUUUAUUGAGGAGUUUAAAGAUGGAAUUUACCCAAAGUUGUCAGAUAAAACAAACAUCACUUUAUCUAAUGCAUCUGUUGUAAAUGAAAAUAUCACAAUUGAAAAUGGGACAGUAAACGUGACCAUAGCUGAACCGGAAAACAUAACUGAGACAGAAAACAAUACAACUGACACUGGUAAAAAAGUCAAAUUUCAUUGUACUGGUAAAAAUGUUACUGACAAUACAAAUGCCACAGUUAAACUCAUAACAACAGCUCAACUUCUUCAGCUUUUGAACUUUGAUAAAAAUGAUACAGACAAUGUAACGGAUUGUUUGUUAGUGAUGUUUUACGCUCCAUGGUGUCAUUUCUGUGCUAAGGUGGCACCACAUUACAAUGCACUGGCUAGAGCUUUUCCUCAACUAGAUUUUGUUGCUGUAGAUACAGCUCAAUUCAGCAAGUAUGUUACAGGUGUAGAGGCAAACAGUACAGUAAAUGUUACAGAGGCUGACUAUUUAGGUCCUGUACCAAGUGUACCAACAGAUGAACCAGAUUAUCUCCUGCUAGUUUCAUGGUUGUUUGUAAUAUUCUGUAGUUCAUGUAUGUUUGUCAAGUCAAACAAGGGACAACAGUGGAUAAACAGGGUUAGAGUACUGUGGCAAGAACAUCAACAUAUAGACUGAGGCAUGCUCCUUAAAUUCAAAUAUUGCUCAAAGAGUGACAAUGGUGUGACAGGAGACCAGUGAAAGAAGGCUGCAUUUUGAUUGGUCAGUUUAAGAUAAAAGUCUGUUAAAGCCAAGUUAUAUUCUAGAUUAUGACUGGACUCUGUAGAUUGGAUUUUAAUGUAAUGAUAUCCUGAUUGAGAAUGAACAUGGUGGGUCAUGUGACAUCAAGACAUCACAUCAGCUGUGGAAGUACUGAAUCAGACAUUUAUGAAAUAAUAGCACUAAUGCACUUUUUAUGUGCAUUAUUCCCCCGAAAUAAUUCUUUAUGGAAAUUGUGAUCAAACUUGUAAAGUAAAAUUAGUAUAUUUUAUAUAUUAUUUUUAUUAUUUCAUCAAAAGUGCAGUCCAAGAAUAUUAUAUUAGAAAAUAAAAGACAUGUUAGGGCUUGGACUAAGGAAUUACUGUUUAGUAUGUCAAUCCAUAUGUAAACUAUAAAAUUCAUUGUUCUUUAUUUGACACUACUUCUGUUUUAUUUUUAUAAAUGACUAUCUAAACACUAGUAUUCUGCUAAUAUGGGUGAGUUAGCUUAGAUUUUUGUUCUUCAUCAAUUUUAAUUCAACACAAAUUUACUGACUUUUUAUAGCCAUGUUACAUUGAUUGGGACUACAUAUCAUCUUUAAUGAUUUUAAGUUUAACUCCCCUCAAUGUUUAGAAAUUUUUGUUCAGAAAUGCUUCAGAUUUAAUUCUGUUUGUCUAAAUAACAUGUUUAUACAUACAGGAUGCAAACAUGCAGAGUUACAGGUUGUGUACAGAGGUGAAGAUUUCUUUUUAAUGAAUACAAUAUAAAUAGUAGUAUAUACAACCUUAUCAGUUAUUCAAUAAUUGUAUUAUUAUUUAAAAGCCUAUUGUGUUUGGGUCUUAAAUAAUGUUUUUAUGAGUUCUUGACAUUUUGAAACCAUUGAACUUUCUGUUAUCAUCUUGUACAUGGAUCAGAGUGAAUUAGGAUAUGUGUCCUUUCUGAAAAUAAAAACUUGUGAACAGAUUUUUCAGAUGAUUAAUUCAGAAUAUUUAAUAUCUUACAUAUUACAUAAAUACAUCCAUUCCAUAUUGUAAAUUUAUUAGUUUAUGUGAAAUGUUGUGUUUUUUUGCUAAACGUGUUUAAUACAUGCUUACCAUUUAUAUGUUCUUUUAACUUGUAUUUUGUUGUAAUAUUUAAGUGAAUGCAUGAUUAUUUUUAAAGAAAUCAUAAAUCCCCAACACAGUAAGCAUAUAGCAUAUUAUAAAAUCUAAAUAAGUUUUACCUGAUGGUAAGCUUUUUGUAAUGCCUGUUGUCCACAUCAAUAUUAAGCUUAACUUUUUGAAGAAUAGUAGGUCUAUGCUACUUACCCAUGUCUCAGCAUAACACUUUGUUUUUCAGUUAAGUGUGCAAAACUUCUUGUAAACUUCUUAUCUAUCAGCAACUCUUUUAAAGAAAUUAAUUUGUUAUUUCACACAUGUUUUGAGAUCAUAAUUGAAGGUCACUAUCUAAGGCCUACAACUCUAGCAUUAGCAUUCUGACUGAAUUAUGUCCCUUUGUGAAAUCAGAAAAGUCCUGGUUAAAGUUUUUGAUACAUCAUAAAUCUUCCUAAGGUAUGGCUUGAAGCUUUACAUGAUAAUUGUAGGUCAAAUUUCAACACAUGUUGAUACUGUGUUACGUAUUUUAAAUGAUAUCUUCCUCUAUAUUUAUACCUACUAAAUACAUACUCUUGUUUUGCUAUCAUGUGUAAAGAAUAGGAAAAUGUACUGUCUUUCAUACUGCUCUUGUUUCCAUACUCAAUAUCCAUUUCAUUUCAUAUUUGUUUUGAAGUUCAAAGGUCAAGGUCAUAUGUGUACAUCCAUUAAAUCAUGAUAUAAAUUUUACAUAAAACUGCACUUAAGUGCAUGCCUGGUAAACAAUUUUGUAAUUCCUUGAUGGGUUUGAAAUAAAUUUUUGUGUUUUGUACAUCAUGAUGAUGUGUCACUCUCAAGAAUUAGGUCUCCAGCUCAAAAGAUCAGGGUCACACAUAUAUUUCAAAGUCAUGAUAUUGUAUUUUUAAAGUGCAUUGAUGGUCAUGUCUGGUCAACAAAUCUGUCAUUACUGGGGAGAUUUGAAAAUAAGUUUGGCAUAAAUAUGUUAGACAAUCAUGAUGGUGAUGUGUCAUGCAUAAUAAUCAAGUCCUUUGCUAAAAGGUCAAGGUCACACUUGUACAUCCAUAAUCAUGGUAUGAAUCUUUCAUAAAACUGCACUGAUUUUUGUUUCUUUUAAAACAAUUCUGGCAUUUAAUGAUGGAUUUUAGAAUAACUUGACAUAAGCUCAUUUGGCUGGUAUAAUCAAACUUAAGCAAUGGGACCCAGGUGAGCAAUUUAGAGCUAAAAAGACCCUCUCCUUUUGUAAUAGUUUGUUAAAUAAAAAAUAAAACUGUGUUCAGUAGUGCAAUACAAUAUUUUAGAUACUGGUUAAAUUCAACAUUUGCAAAAUAAAUAUGAUAAAUGUUAGAUAAA